This is a messenger RNA of Staurois parvus, 427 nucleotides long. Lineage: Eukaryota; Metazoa; Chordata; Amphibia; Anura; Ranidae. The record is from the annotation of a GenBank genome assembly.
UAGGAUGGAGGGGGAGGGUGCCCGGAGGAGUUGUGUGGGGACAGGGUCAAGGGGGCAAGUGGUGAGGCGGGCUUCUGAGAAGACCUUGGUGACCUCCUCAGUGGUGGCAAGGUUGAAGGAGCGGAGUGUUGGAGCGGUUAUGGUGUGCAGGAUGUUAAGGGUGGUGGGGGGCAGGGCGGUUGCGAGGUCAGAGGAGGGGAGAGUUGGAGGGGUUGUAGUGGGAGGGAGGCUAGGUGCGGAGGUAGGUGGAGCAUUGGUAAUGUUCUUACGGAUUGCGUCGAUCUUAUUUUGGAAGUGAAAGGCAAUCACGUGGGCGGUGAGUGUGGUACUUUGUGGGUGGGGAGAGAGUAGGGAGUUGAAAGUGGAGAAGAGCCGAUGAGGAUUGGAGGAGAGGGUGUUGAUGAGGGUUAGGAAGUAGGUUUGUUUG